CAACAUGAAAGUCUGCAACUGUUUUCGACAUUCCGUGUCAUUACUCCGGCAAGAAGUACCGGCGUCAGAAUACGAUGAUCCGCUACUGUAUUAUACUGCAGAACUCCUAUAACAUACUUACUUGUACUGUCGCGUACAGAAACGGAUACGGAGAUCGUAAUCUGAUAGGCAUCCUGGUGUCUGAUGAAUGGAUCAGAUUGGCUGCGCAUGUGGAGAAUUUGCUCUUCUUCGUCCAGGCCUUCAAGUUUCGCUAGCGAACCGAAUGGAGUUGCGGUUUUGCCGGAUCUUCAUGCUGUCAUAUUGUACAAUACGAUUCUAUCAGCUGUACGAGCGCAUCCAUCCCUUAACAGUUCGUACUGCACAUGCGGAAUUCAUGCAUAAACAUGAGCCGAAAGCAGCAGCCAAAUGGCCGAUGGCAGUGGUAGUUUGUUAUUAGUGUUAAGAAGCCACGGAGACUGCAUGGUUGAGACGGUAACGUUUCUUUCCCUUCGCUAGCCGAUUAUUAUCACCAACUAACACAACUGAUUAGCUAAUGCAGCUUGUUAGCCCCUGCGUGCGCUGUUUGCUGGUCCUUUAAUAUGUUCUAAUGGACACUAGUGACCUUUGAACUUGACUUAUUGUUGUGCUUUCACAUGCUUGUGUCAGCAGCAAAUGUCGUUAGUUGUUGGCAGACUUUAAAUUGGACAAUUUAAAUUUAAAAUCUGUUAGUUAUUUUUUUGUUAAACCUUCGCUAAACCAUGACCGAUCAUCCUUCCCUGCAGAACCUGUCCAUCUCCAGCAACAGUUCCUCCGGCUACAGCAGUCCCGGUUCCGGCAUUCUUUCUAACGGAAAUUAUAUUGCUAACAUGGGAAAACGCGUGCAGGCUCAUCUGCAGCCCGGCGGCACAGCCAGCGUCAACGGGCUCCUCAGCAGCAGUUAUUCAUCAGGCGCUUCGGCGGUCAGCGACCUGAACCGAUCCGCCGGGCGCUCUCCAUCCAUCAGUCCCAAAUCCUCGCCACACCACAGCUCCAACGAUGCCCUGAAUUCCUCCGCGUCCAUCUCCAGCGGUGUGGGCAGCCAGAACAGCAGCGUACUGCAGACGUCAAUCGCACCCGGAAGUCUGGCGGAUCACCUGGGUCAACUGUUGCGGGAUAAGCGACAGCUGGCCAACCUUCCGCGCGACACCUUCAUGCACGUAGAACGCUUGCUGGAUGAAGAGAUCAGUAAGGUGCGAAUCAGCUUGUUCCAAGAUGGAGAGGGUCCGAAAGAGCUGGUUCUGCCCGAGGAGGAAGGCCCUGCCAUGACCCAGACAGAAAAGGUUUUCAUUCCCGUCGACGAGCAUCCCGAUUUCAACUUUGUGGGGCGAAUUUUGGGACCUCGUGGACUGACCGCAAAACAGCUGGAGAAGGAAACUCAGUGUAAGAUCAUGAUUCGCGGCAAGGGAUCGAUGCGUGACAAGCAGAAGGAGGCUCAGAACCGAGGUAAGCCGAACUGGGAGCAUUUGGACGAGAAUCUUCAUGUGCUGAUAAGUGUGGAAGAUACUCCGGAACGAGGACGCAUCAAGCUGAAGCGGGCGGCCGAUGAAGUUCGCAAAUUGUUGGUCCCAAUGAACGAAGCUGACGAUGAGCUGAAAAAGCGGCAACUUAUGGAGCUGGCAAUUAUUAAUGGCACUUAUCGUGAAAGUCCAAAGGCCUUCGCUAUUAGCAAUGGCAUGAAUCCUAUUAUUUCGCAGUAUUACGUGGAUAACGCUACCCGCAUGUUGGCCAACCAGGCGGCCAUGGUGCAGGCUGCUGCCCGACAGCAGACUCUUGGUGCUCCGUUGAUGCUGCCGGCCACGCAUCAGCACAUGGGCAACACCUCGGGAUCCUCUCCACGCUAUUACCACGCCUCCGCCAGUCCCGUUUCGCUGCCGGUGCCGGACGCCACGGGUCUCUUGCUCAACCCCUACGAAUACGCUGCGGCUGCCUCCUAUAAUCCAGCGCUGGCCGCUUCCUUGUUGAAUGGUGAUUAUACUACCUUGGAGUCGCUUGGAGCUGUUGGUGGCGUGAUUAAACAAAAACGGCAUUUGGGAACGAACAGGGAACAAGUCCCGUAUUCCCGCCCCGCGACUAUUGCUGGUGCACCUAUUGUAACCGGUAACACGGUUUCUGCCUCUGCUUCCUCUUCUUCAACUUGACCGCGCUUCUAAUAAUCUGUGGUGCCCUUUGUAUUUACAUGUUCUUAUAUGAAGUUUAAAUCCAUUCUUGGCUUGGAUAUCACUAACUCUUGGCAUCUGCUUAACACGUCCAGGUUGGUGAAAUCAGGGACAUGAUCUGAUCUGUUGAUUUUAUGGUGCCUCAAAAACGUUUUCAAUUUUUGCAUACUGUUAAGAGCACGUUGUUGAUGUUGAGAUGUGCAUUAUCUUGUUGUUGAACUAUUUGUGCCAGCUUAAUGGUUUGAAGUACUGCUCAAUUUUUCUUAGCCCAGACUCUAGAAUAGAAUACCCGCCUACGUUUUACCCGAGGCAAAAGCUCAGUUUUCAAAAAAAGAUGUUUCUAUUACUCGUUUAUAUUAUAGUAUUGUUAAUCGUCUUAUUUCGUUGCGUUUUAAAAAUAACUCAGCUUGGAGAUAGUCACCACUUUGUUAUAGCUUGCACAUCGAUGAGGAAUAUGAGUACUCGUACCGAAGCGGCGAUGCAGCGAUAAUCGAAUACUGGCUUAUGCCAACACUACUUGCUGAACACUUAUCAAUAAAAUUAACUCAAAACUUGUGAAGCACAGUAUUGUACUUACUCGUAUAGUAAUCGAUUCUUCCGAUUUUGUUUGGUUAGUUAACUAUAGCUUCAGUAUACAAGUUUGCUAUUCCGAAUAUUCCGUUCGCUACUUGCAAGUACGAAAUUAACCUUGCAAUUACGAAAUUAAAUUUUAUGAAAUUGUAUGCAUACGAGAAAGAAUUUCAUUUUCUUGAAACAGGAAAGUAAGUAAAUGUGGAGCUACGUACCAUAAGGCAUAAGGUAGCACAAACCUUAAAUUAAUUAAAUAAAGUCACUUCUAUGCGCCCCAAAAUUUUAGGGCUCAUAGCACUUUCGAUUAAAUAAUGUACGAAGACGAACAAAAGCUUUGCGCUGUUAUAGUUCGAAAAAAAUCAAGUACGGUAUUACAGUAUCUCUUAACAGCAGUUUGUGAAUGCCGAUCUUAUUCCAAAACCUGUGUACAUUCUCUGUAAUGCACCAAAUGGAUGUGAAAUCUUUUUUGUUGUUCGUCGUUUUAAAACAAGAAUGAAACUGUGCAAAAGAUUAAAAAACCAUAAAAGACAAAACAUGGGAACAUGAAAACUGUGCCACCUUCGCAAAAAGAAGGCUAAAUGCACGGGAAUCUAACCAUUAACAUAUUCCCGAAUUCAAGAAGAAAAGAAUCAUCUGUCAAUCUGAUGAUGCGCAACUGAAGAAAUUAUCACAUAACAAAUCCGAACUGGCACACCAAAGACGUGAGAUUAUAGUCAUGAUCAGGCAAGGAAUGGAACAUGAUUGGCAGGAAAAUUAUACUAAAGGAUAGCUGGCAGCUGUGGCAAUGCCGCACUGGUUUUUCUUGUUGCGAACCAUCUUAAUGUAGCCAUCAUCUCCCCAUUCCUCACCCCAGCUGUUCUU
This is a messenger RNA of Paramacrobiotus metropolitanus, 3605 nucleotides long. Its product is annotated as protein quaking-B-like. Gene Ontology annotation, cellular component: nucleus. The transcript has 7 exons. The record is from RefSeq and is a predicted model, not a curated record. The coding region runs from base 738 to 2156 and encodes 472 amino acids. Gene Ontology annotation, biological process: regulation of mRNA splicing, via spliceosome. Gene Ontology annotation, molecular function: mRNA binding. Lineage: Eukaryota; Metazoa; Tardigrada; Eutardigrada; Parachela; Macrobiotidae.